Pseudoliparis swirei is the source of this 1917-nucleotide messenger RNA. RefSeq names its product lysine-rich nucleolar protein 1 (gene knop1). Lineage: Eukaryota; Metazoa; Chordata; Actinopteri; Perciformes; Liparidae. The record is from RefSeq and is a predicted model, not a curated record. The transcript is spliced from 7 exons. The coding region runs from base 163 to 1755 and encodes 530 amino acids.
CCGGUUCACAGGUGAAUUACCAAAAGUUACAAAACGGAAACCCAUGAAGAAAUCAUCUUUGUUUCCGAAAAGCGUGCACGUAAAUCCAGGGAGAUCGCCGUUGACACGGCCAAGCGACUGGACCUGCAAAGAGACAUUGAUCAACAAUCCCGGCCCAGGAAGAUGGCCAAAGCAUUGACGAGCCCGGGGUCCGUUGCUGCGAAGAGGCCGGUGAAAAGGAAGACUGAGAAGAAGAGUGAGCCAGGUUUUGUGAAGCGGAAGAAACGCACAAAACAACAAGACUCUCUGCCUGCGAAUAAACAUUAUACUGUAGUAGAUCAGAGCUUAGUUGAGGUUAAAAAGAAGAAGACGUGUAAACAAGAGGAUGUAAUUGUGAUAGAUACAGAAGAGGAGUCUGUGGAUGGAAGUGGUGAACAGAAAGAGAAGAGGAAACGUGUCGCUGAAUUUUUGAAUGAUUUUUGUGUUAAGAAUGGAAAUGACAAAGAAGUCGACAAGAAGAAGAAGAAGCAGCUGGAAACUCCACAGUUCGGUUUAGUAAAAAAAGUAGAAAAGAAACCAACGACUGUAAAGAAAAUUAAAGCACAAAUUGUGAAGCCAAGGAAAGAACAGGAGGCAGAACAACGCGCCGGGGAGGAUGAAUUGCCAAAGAAAGCCAAGAAGAGAAAAAAUAUUGUAGUUGUAAAUGCAGAGGAAAUUGAGGAGCAAGUUAAGGAAAAGAAGAAAAAGAAAACAACUAGUGUAAAGAUCACUGACGGGAGAAAAAAAUCAGCUCAAAUGAAAGUGACUAAGAAUGGAGUGAAGUUAGGAACUCCAGAGCAGGAGACUUGUGAGGUUGAGAAGGUAAAAGUGAAGAGGAAAAGAAAAAAGAAGCCGAAAGUUGUUGCGAAAGAAGAACAAAUAUUGGCACCGCCUCAGGUGAAAGGUAAGAACAAAAAGAACAAAGCAGCAUCAGGCCAAAAGGUGGAGAACGAAAAUAUGCUCAACAAGAAGAAAGACAAAUCCACAGAGAGUGUGAUUGUUAUCAUAGAUGAAGAGGAGGCGGAGCCUAAGAAGAAAGUCAAGGGCCGAAAAGUUUCUGUGGAGGUCGGCAUAGAGCUGAAUGAGCCGAAGAAAAAGAGGAAACUGGUAAACUCCAAGGGAGAAAAGGAAGUACCAUUAUUACUUGACGUUCAGGAGCAGCGGCGUGAACCAGUAGCCACGGGCCAGAAGAAGAAGAAGAACAAGAAGAUCUGCGUUAAGGUGGAGGCUGUGAGUUUUGGAAUUGGUGCAAAACAGAAGCAGAUUAAAGAAGAGGCCGAAGACCAAGACCAACAAGAGUCGUGCCCAGUGGACGUGGUCUUCCUGUCAGCGAAAACUGGAAACGCAGAUGAGGUCAACAUCAACCAGGAAAGACGGCAGGCGUUACAAAUGGACAUCGACGAGGCCUCUCGACCUAAAGAAAACACGGGUCUUGGCCAGUGGACCACCGCCCAGUUCGACAGCUCUGCACAGCAGCAGAAGUUCCUCCGCUUGAUCGGCGGCUUCAAAAAGGCUUCCCAGCCGGCUGCGGGCGGCAGUGACGGGGCGAACAUGGCCCUGGGGAAGAGCGCACAGCAGCAGUUGCAGCAAAGGCUUCUGGGAGAGUUGGAACACGCUCAAUCGCGCAGAAUGGACUUCAGUAACAGGGGAUCGGGUCUCGGGUUCAGUGCACCGGUCAUUAUUAAGAAGUUCUCCAUCGAUGUCAAUGCAUGUCGAUCGGUUCGCUUUGAUGAUUGAUCCAAGUGAAGCGUGUGUGUGUGCGGACACAUGCUUUAUAUUUUUAAACUUUAGAUUCACAAGUCUACUAUGAUAACUUUUUUUAUGUAUAUCAGAGACCGAACACAGAACAGGAUUAUGUUUGUACAUACUGUAUAUUAAACAUCUGAUUGAUUAACUAAG